Molecule: messenger RNA, 525 nt
Organism: Wallemia ichthyophaga EXF-994
Lineage: Eukaryota; Fungi; Basidiomycota; Wallemiomycetes; Wallemiales; Wallemiaceae
Exons: 1
Coding region: 1-525 (174 amino acids)
Source: RefSeq, a predicted model, not a curated record
AUGGGAAGUAACCAAAGCACUCCACAGGAUUUCCACAGUGAAACUACUCCCACUACUCCAAUUAGAUUCUCUACUUCACUUGUCAAUGAUUUGAGUGAUGAUCAGAAGACAGAGUCGCAGACACAGUCGCAGACACCCAGCCAAAUUACCCUUGACGAACAAAUACGUAAUCGAAUCAACUCUGAACUCUCUAGGCUGCGCUCGGAAGAACACUCUAUACGCCAGCAGAUUGAGAAUUCUCUCGCUCAAGACAACGCUGCGAAAUCUAAACAACCUGACAACUCUAUCCUCAGCUCUGAAAACGUUAAGAGGAACAUUGAUGACAUUAAAACUAAAAUAGACAAACAUCAUCAGAAGAGAGAUAUCAAUAACUUCCCAGAAGUUAAAAAUUCUCACUCAAGUCUCAUCUCUUGCUUUAAAGAUAACUCUCAAACACCUCUCAACUGCCACAUACAAGUAGAUCAAUUCAAACAAGCCGUUUCUCAAGCUGAGAAAAUAUUCAUCCACUCCCUCCAAACAGCCUGA